AAUGGACGGCAGUGCAACUCCAGGGCCAGGUCAAGCUCAUCUCAAGUCAAACAGUAUGAUCUACAUUUGUGGAGAAUGCCACGCCGAAAAUGAAAUCAAACCGAAAGACGCCAUUCGCUGCAGAGAAUGCGGAUAUCGUAUUCUAUACAAGAAAAGAUGCAGAAAGUUGAUGGUGUACGACGCCCGCUAAUGAACCUGGCUGAACCUGUAUCAUUUUGUUGAAUUUUAAAUUUCAUACUUGAUCUUCGUAUUUUUCUCAUUUCAUCACUUUCAAAAGCGAUGAAUUUUUCGAAUUUUAACCGUUAACAAUAAAUCGUCGUUCUGCUU
Molecule: messenger RNA, 327 nt
Organism: Caenorhabditis elegans
Lineage: Eukaryota; Metazoa; Nematoda; Chromadorea; Rhabditida; Rhabditidae
Gene: rpb-12
Product: DNA-directed RNA polymerases I, II, and III subunit RPABC4
Exons: 3
Coding region: 2-190 (62 amino acids)
Biological process (GO): DNA-templated transcription
Cellular component (GO): nucleus
Molecular function (GO): DNA binding; DNA-directed RNA polymerase activity; zinc ion binding
Source: RefSeq, marked reviewed